Triticum turgidum subsp. durum (durum wheat) is the source of this 651-nucleotide messenger RNA. The record is from the annotation of a GenBank genome assembly. Lineage: Eukaryota; Viridiplantae; Streptophyta; Magnoliopsida; Poales; Poaceae.
AUGAAGUUCCUAUACAGCAAUGUACUCGCUACCAUGAAGGCCAUCGAAAAAGAUUUGGAUAGUCAAGGAAACAAGCACGCAGACUAUGUAAAAAAGCUACUAAUCGAUGCUACGAAAUGCUACUACAAUGAGACGAAAUGGCGUGAGGAAAGCGACACACUAGUCACUGUGGAUGAGCACCUACGAUUCUCAGUGCCUAGCUCUUGCUGCAUGCAUGUUGCAUGCCUUGCCUUCGUUGUCAUAGGAGUGAGCAGAGACACCAUUGAGUGGGGCAUGACCUAUCCCAAAAUCAUGCAAGCUUCUUGCAUCAUCGGUCGUGUUAUGAAUGAUGUGGCUUCACAUGAGAGAGAACAAGAGCAGUGCUCCAGCGAGAGGAAUGUGAUGUCAACAGUGGAAGCGUGCAUGGAGGAGAACAACUACACUAAGGAGGAAGAGGCAUACAGAAAGCUCAAGGAGCUCAUAGAGGAGUCAUGGAUAGACAUCAUUGAGGAGCACCUCAAGGAAGCUGUCGGGCGGCCGACAACACCGGUCCUAGAGGCCGUGUUGAAUUCGACACGCAUGUUGGACUUCUUGUACAAGGAUAAAGAUGCAUACACUGAUCCUCGGGCUCUCAAAGUGGUAGUAGAUUCUAUAUAUGUAAAUCAUAUAUAG